Messenger RNA from Strigops habroptila (Kakapo), 5858 nucleotides. RefSeq names its product mitogen-activated protein kinase 13 (gene MAPK13). The record is from RefSeq and is a predicted model, not a curated record. Gene Ontology annotation, molecular function: MAP kinase activity; ATP binding. Gene Ontology annotation, cellular component: nucleus; cytoplasm. Bases 2328 to 3530 code for a protein of 400 amino acids. NCBI's taxonomy places the organism in Eukaryota, Metazoa, Chordata, Aves, Psittaciformes, Psittacidae. The transcript is spliced from 12 exons. Gene Ontology annotation, biological process: protein phosphorylation; MAPK cascade.
ACUUGUCGCAAAGAAAUUCUUUGCUACAAAAAUAGCUGAAAGUCUGACCACAAGGACUGGACUCAGAAGAAAAUACUUUCAUUUUCUGUUCAGUACAAAACCACAAUAGACCAACAAUCUGGUACCUACCCAGACUGGGGACUCUUCCCCAGUAGCACCACUUUGUGUGUGUUUGCUCUUUUUAAAAGUGAUUUGUUUUCCUCUUCAGCUGCCAUCUAGUUGGUGGUGGAAGGGUGUUGGCAGGAGCAGGAGCAUCACGGCUCCAUGGUGGAGCUUUUCUGACUUCUGUUGAGUGUUGGUGCACUUCACGCUGAAGAACGGCUGACCAAAGUUGACCAAAGCCUCAAUAACUGAUGUUCCCAGUGCCCUGAUCCGCUGAGGUGGUUCCUGUUGAUCCAGGUCAGAUACCCACCAUACAUGUGCUCCCCAGCAGUGAUCACAGUGAGUACAAGAACAGUGUGGGAUGUUCUCUCGGCUGUGUGGGAGCUGCCCUCCUGCUUGCUUCACCCUCUGCUUGCCUUGCUACAAACGGAGAGGAGGGGGAGAGGAAAGCCCCACCAGGACCUGGUGCGGGGCUUUCCUCCCUCUUUUCUGGGAGGAAAAAAAAAUCCAAAGCACCCAAGGUAGACAAUUCCAGGAUGUGCUCAGUUACAAUAUAGAAUCAGAAUGGUUAGGGUUGGAAAGGACUUUAAGAUCAUCUAACCUGAUCAGCAAAAAACCCCACUAAAAUCAGUGAGAAUUGGACUGGGGAAAUAAAUAAAGUCCAUGUACAAAAUCAAAUUACUUAACUCAAGGUUUCCUAUUCAGUUUGGAUCAGUCACUUGAAUUAAUUCAUCUUUCUACAGCCCAGACAUGCCCUAGAUAUUUAGAACUCCUUAAUUGUGCACAAUGACCUGUGUGUGCACGCGUAGUUGAGCAAGAGCUGUGUUCAUAAAAUAACAACCAGGUUACAUGUUUGCUUAGGUACAGGGAGUUUGCUGUAACACCUCUUGCUCACAGGUGUAUUUAUAGCACCAAGCUGGCUGUAGGUCGGUUUCCUGACUCUGCUGUUGUUAUAGCUGGGGCUUAUUUACACGUAUUUGCAUAAGCAAAGAUAAAACAUUGCCACAGCACCUUGGUGGUGGUUUAUAGAACCUUGCUGUGGCUGUUUGAGGAGGUGAGGGUUGAUACGUACCGCAGUGGUUGCCUGUAAAGAGGUAAAAUGAAUUUUUCUGAACCCCCUCAUGGUGCUUUUUCUGUAAUUGCCAUUUAUCAGGUAGCUCGGCUCUGGUCCUGCCAUGCGGAUGCACUCGGAGCAGGGCCACCUUUGUGGGUGACACGGAUGGAAGGCAGAGAGGCUACAGGCAGGGCUGGGGGAGGGAGGGGGGCAAAGCACUGUGUAAGCAGCUGGGCUGGCUCGGUAAGGUACAGCUUAGUCACUUCCUUUGGGAAGCGUGUAGGAUGCACCUACCUCCUGUGUGGGAGCCCCACUGGAGCCUCCUGAAGCUGCAGCAAAAUGUUGAGGUGUUCUCUGCUCACCAGGAAUGGACCUUCUCAUGGGCUGGGUUUGCUGGCCUGGCGUGGUCCCAGUGGGUGCAGCAGUGAACUUGGGCGCUGUGCUGCCUGAGGAGGGGUUAGAUCUGCUGUAGGAGAUGGAACCAGACACAGCAAAGCCUGGGGCACGAGUAGAUCUUGGGAUGAACCCAUCUCGCAGCUGCUCCUGAACCUCCUCACUGCAGUCGCCGCAAUGAAGGUGGAAAGGGUGGAAGAUGGAAAACUGCUGGGAAGCCAGGCUUGGGAGAAAAUGGCUAUCACCUCCUCGUUGUUCUGUGGACGUAUCACCCUGGUACCCUUCAUCAUGAGGAGCCUGGAGCUGUCCCCCAUCAGCUGGAAGGAAGAAUGUCCCUGCUUGUCUGACGAGGCGCUGUGGCUUGUCCCCUGGAUUCCUCGGCUCCACAAGUCCUUACUCAUCAGAGCCAGGAUUUCACGAGACCCCCCACGAGGACAUUGCUGGCCGGGUGGCAGCACAGAGGACGAGGUGCUGGUGACGGAGCUCCCAGAGGUGUGCGCCAGCCUGGGCCAGGCACUCGGCUCCUAUAGCAGAGCCCAGAGGCACCUAUAAAGACCAAGGCGUGUCGGGAAACCUGAUGCCUCACCUCCCCGAUGUGGAGGCGGAGGGAGGGCCAAAAGACAUGUCCCUUCACGCUCACUAUAGCUGAAAACGCAGGAGGAAACUCACUAGAGCCUCUCUGACCAGCGCAGGGGGCCUCGCAGUCCUGCUCUCGCCCCCAGAAGCCCUCCUGUACGCCAGUACUCUGGGGGGGUGGCAGUCCCACACCCGCCGGGCAAUGAACAUCACGAGGAGAAGAGGCUUCUACAGACAGGAGGUGAACAAAACCCUCUGGGAGCUGCCCAGGAGAUACACGUCCCUCCACCCGCUGGGGUCUGGAGCCUACGGCUCAGUGUGUUCAGCCAUAGACAAGAAGACAGGGGAGAAGGUGGCUAUCAAGAAGCUCUGCCGCCCAUUCCAGUCGGAGAUCUUUGCCAAGAGAGCAUACAGAGAGCUCAUGCUGUUGAAGCACAUGCAACACGAGAAUGUCAUUGGGCUUCUUGAUGUCUUCACCUCUGCCACCUCUUACCAGGGCUUCCAGGACUUCUAUCUGGUGAUGCCAUACAUGCGGACAGACUUACAAAAGAUCAUGGGACAUGAAUUCAGUGAUGAAAAGAUCCAGUACCUGGUCUACCAAAUGCUGAAAGGGCUUAAGUACAUCCAUUCAGCUGGCAUCAUCCACAGGGACCUGAAACCAGGCAACCUGGCCGUGAACGAAGACUGUCAGCUGAAGAUCUUGGAUUUUGGCUUGGCCAGGCACGCUGAUGCUGAAAUGACCGGCUACGUGGUUACGCGCUGGUACAGGGCCCCAGAAGUCAUUCUGAACUGGAUGCAUUACAACCAGACAGUGGAUAUCUGGUCUAUUGGCUGUAUUAUGGCAGAAAUGCUGACUGGGAAAACGCUGUUUAAAGGAAAAGACUACCUGGAUCAACUGACUCAGAUCCUGAAAGUAACAGGGCAUCCAGGAGAAGACUUUGUGGAGAAGCUGGAGGACAAAGCGGCCAAGAGUUACAUCAAGUCCCUCCCUAAAAUCCCCAAGAAGGAUUUGUCUGUGCUUUUCCCCAAAGCCAAUCCUCAGGCAGUGGAUUUGCUUGACAAGAUGUUGCAGCUGGAUGUGGAGAAGCGCCUGACAGCCACGCAGGCGUUGGCUCACCCCUAUUUCGACCAGUUCCGAGACGUUGAGGAGGAGACAGAAGCACAAGAGUCUUACGACGAUUCUCUGGAACACGAAAAGCUUUCCAUAGAUGAGUGGAGAACCCAAACCACCCUGGGAUUCUAUGCAGAUUUUGCUGUUAGCGAGAGCAAAUACAAGUCCCACUUGCUUCAGGGAUGUGAAGUCUCCUCAGCAUCAGUCCUUCUGCUGAGUGCACUUCCAGGAAACACCUUGUGUUUCGGGGACUGGGUUUCUCAGGAGGUUUUCUCUUUGAAGAGCUCCUGCUGAAUGAUCUGAAACCUCAAGAGCAACCCCAACAGCCAGUGUGUGGGUUUCAUCAUUCACCCACUAACCCUAUGCAGUGACGGCACACUGUCCAACAGCCAAACCAUUCCUCUGCAAUUCCCAGUAUCCUGACAAAUGCAGGGAGCUGGUGCUCUGCAAGCCCAGAGCCCUGGAGCUGUGCUUGGGUUUGUGGUAUGCACCAGGCAGGAACUCGGAACAGCUAUCAGGAAAUGGAGAAGGUUGGAGUGGAAGGAGUCUCUCUCUGUGAAGACCAACCGUUCCAGGGCUCAUGCACCAUCUGAUGACACACUGCAGUGAAGAGGAAUGAGCUGCUUAACAGGGAAACAAAAAUCAUGUUCACGUUUCAUGAAAGGAGAUUGAAAAACACCCACUCAACCCAACUGGUGAGUCAAAUAGCCCAAACUCCACACAAGAAAGAGGGGGAGCCCCUGACAGACCCCAUUAGGCAAAGAAGAAAUUCUCUUGUGCUAGUUGGCUGACCUACAUACUUUUGUUAUGUUUUUUCCUCCUUGCAUAGUUUACAUACUUAAAAAUACAAAACUGAGUGAUAAAAAUCACUCAACCCUUAAGUGAACAUUCAAAAUUCCAUAAAUUAGGCUGGCCAGAAUUAAGUUUCCUGUCUGUAUGAAGGAUGUGUGAUAAAAAUGGAGAUGGAUUGAAUGUUUGCCUCACAAUGUACAGAUGUUGAAAUACUAUUUACUUGGUUUUCCUACAUUUAUGUCUGAGUUUAUUAUCUCAGUUUUAUUUUUAGUUGCAAAGUGAAGCCUUUACUAUAACCACUCAUUGCGUGUAAGACUUCUUGACAGCUAGUUAGGUCUGUGAAGUUGCAGCUUUAUGGCAUGGAUUUAUUAGGAACUUCCAGAUGUAAGUGGGAAAGAAAAAACAGAUGAAGCAAUGAUUAUUAUUACUUUAUUUUUAUUUUUCCUUUCUUAAGAGACACCACAAAAUGACCAGAGAUUUAAGAGAUACGAUAUUUACAAUGUUUUAGGCACCACCCAGAAGCAUUUUGGUGCGGAGUUGUGAAACUAUCUCCAGCCUCUUAGGAAACUGUACACUUGCCCUGUAGGAAAUGGUUGGACUUGACGAUCUUAAAGGUCUUUUUCAACCUGGUUGAUUCUCUGAGUCUAUGAAAAUGUCUGAGAAUCUGAUUUCCUGUUGAACCUUUUCACAUUCUAGGUGCAGACUAAACAAAUAAUUUCCAGGUUUGAAGUGUCUGAUAAUGGAAGAGAAGAAAAACCUAGAAAAUAAUCAACACAGCUGAGAACUCUAAUGAGAUAUCCCCAGAAGUGGGGACACUCAACAAGUUUGUGAUGACACUGAGCUGUGUGGUGCAGUCAACAUGCUGGAGGGAAGGGAUGGGAUCCAGAGGGGCCUGGACAGGCUGGAGUGGUGGGACCAUGUGAACCUCAUGGAGCUCAUCAAGUGCAAGCUGUUGCCCCUGGGUUGGGGCAAUCCCAAGCACAAACACAGGCUGGGGGAGACUGGAUGGAGCAGCCCUGAGGAGAAGGACUUGGGGUGUUGGGCUAGGAGAAGCUCCCCAUGACCCGUCGGUGUGUGCUUAAGCCCAGAACCCCCCUGUGUGCUGGGCUGCACCCCCAGAGCGUGAGCAGCAGGUCGAGGUGGGGGAUUCUCCCCCUCUGCUGUGCUCUGGGGAGACCCCCCUGCAGUCCUGAUCCAGCUCUGGGGCAGCAGCACAAGAGGGACGUGGAGCCGCUGGAGCGAGGCCGGAGGAGGCCCCGGAGCUGCUGCGAGGGCUGGAGCAGCUCUGCUCUGGAGGUGAAACAAAGACCAGAAUAGCCAGCACUAAUUCAUUUAUCCCCGAAACUGAUGAACACUCACUGCACUAAUUGCAGUUACCACAGAAUCAUUUAGGUUGGAAAAGACCUUUAAGAUGGCAUCCAACACUGUGAAGAUGUUAAGAGUUUCCAGGUGAAUGUGGUUUAUGGGCUGUUUUGCCCAAUUUCUUUCUAAAAGGCCAUUUUCCAAGCACAUGGGUUUAUAAGCUUUUAAUACAAGGUUCAGGCAGUGCUGCUUCACAACCCCUUCAGUCAGCACUUGGGCUGAUUGAUAACUCUCUUGUUGGAUUGUGCUCUAUUAAAUAAUGCUGCAAGGUUAGUAUAGAUCUUCAACCCUCAUUGAAUUCCUGUUAAGUUGAAAUGAGUUCACUCCUUUUAGCCAAGUUUGGUUGGAAAAACAAAAACCCUCCCACCAUCAAUCAUCAUUUCAGGUCCAUCUUCAGAACGCUUUACCUGGAGGAAGGUUUGAAAACUGGGAUUUGCAUGUUAAGAUUAAAAAGAACAUCACUGAGGA